Molecule: messenger RNA, 2780 nt
Organism: Columba livia (rock pigeon)
Lineage: Eukaryota; Metazoa; Chordata; Aves; Columbiformes; Columbidae
Gene: QSOX1
Product: quiescin sulfhydryl oxidase 1
Exons: 12
Coding region: 16-2205 (729 amino acids)
Biological process (GO): protein folding
Cellular component (GO): Golgi membrane
Molecular function (GO): flavin-dependent sulfhydryl oxidase activity; protein disulfide isomerase activity
Source: RefSeq, a predicted model, not a curated record
CGGCCUGGGCGGGCGAUGUGGCGGCGGCGGCGGGCGCGGGGCGGCGGGGGCGGGCGCGGGCGGUGGUGGCUGGUGUCGCUGCUGGUGCUGGUGGCGUCGCUGCCGGCGGCGCGGCCCGGCGGGCUGUACUCGGCUGCGGACCCUUUGGAGCUGCUGGGGAGCGGGGCGGAGGGGCAGCUGCUGGGCUCCUCCAGCGCUUGGGCUGUCGAGUUCUUCGCCUCCUGGUGCGGGCACUGCGUCCACUUCGCGCCCACAUGGCGAGCGCUGGCCCACGACAUCCGCGAGUGGCGGCCUGCCGUGAUGCUGGCAGCCCUCGACUGUGCCGACGAGGCCAACCAGCAAGUGUGCUCCAAUUUUGGGAUAACCGGCUUCCCCACACUGAAGUUCUUCAAAGCUUUUAGCAAGAAGACAGCGGAUGGCAUAAGGAUUACCAAUCCCAGUGCCACUGUUGAGGACCUGCGCCACGCCAUCAUCACCAACCUGGAGCAGAGCCGGGAGGCCUGGCCGCCUGCCUGUCCUCCGCUGGAGCCAGCGAGCGCGGAGGAGGUUCACAGCUUCUUCCAGAGGAACAAGGAUAAGUACUUGGCGCUGAUCUUUGAGAAGAGCAAUUCCUUUGUGGGCAGAGAGGUGGCACUGGACAUGCUGCAGUACGAGAAUGUGGCAGUGAGGAGGGUGCUGAGCAGCGAGGAGGAGCUUGUGAAGAAGUUCGGUGUAACCACCUUCCCCUCUGGCUACCUGCUCUUCCGCAAUGGCUCCUUCUCCCGCCUGCCUGUGCACGUGGAGGCACGUUCCUUCUACACCUACUACCUGCGCACGCUCUUGGGAGUCACCCGCGGCUCCUACAAGCUGAACACAACCAUCACCGCUUCCAAUGAGACCGACAUGUUCCAACCAAAGCACGCUGACCGCUCCAAGGUGUACAUGGCUGACCUGGAGUCCACACUGCACUACUCGCUGCGGGUGGAGGCUGCCCGCCCUGCCAAGCUAUCGGGAGCCCAGCUGGCCGCCUUCAAGUGCUACGUGGCCCUCCUGGUGAAGUACUUCCCCGGGCGCCCCUGCGUGCAGACCUACCUGCAGAUCCUGGAUGGAUGGCUGAGGAACUGGACAGAGGCCGAGCUGCCCCGCAAUGCCUUGAAGGAGGCCAUGAAGAACAACAGAGACGCCUCCCACCCUGCCGUGCUCCCCACCAACGUGACCUGGGUGGGCUGCCAGGGCAGUGAACCCCAGUUUCGUGGUUACCCCUGCGGGCUCUGGACUCUCUUCCACCUCCUGACCGUCCAGGCUGCCCAGAGUGGCCCCGACAAAGAGCUGCCGCUGGAGGUGCUGAACACCUUGCGCUGCUACGUCCGGCACUUCUUCGGCUGCCGGGACUGUGCCCAGCACUUCGAGGCCAUGGCGGCCAAGUCCAUGGACCAGGUGGCAGGGCGGGAGGAGUCCGUCCUCUGGCUCUGGUCCCACCACAAUGAGGUCAACGCUCGGCUGGCAGGAGGUGACACGGAGGAUCCCAACUUCCCCAAGCUGCAGUGGCCACCGCCAGACCUGUGUCCCCAGUGCCACAAAGAGGAACGGGGGGUGCACGCAUGGGACGAGCCAGCUGUGCUCACCUUCCUCAAGGGGCACUUCUCCCCUGCCAACAUCCACCUGGACUACAUUGAGGCUGACCCUGUCCCCGGGGAGGGGAUAGACACCAGGCUGGGCACCGAGGGCCCACGAGAGGAGCGAGGGAAGGAAGAGGAGGAAAAGGAGACAGAGAGUGAGAUGAGGGCUCCAGGGCGACUGGGCUCCCCGGAGCCACGCCGCCCCAGCAUCGUGCGGCUGAACCCCAAGCUGCGGGAGGCGGGCGAGGACAUCGUGGACCUGGACUCCUUCAGCGAGCAGCACUUCAAGAGCCAAGCGCUACGAGCAGCGGCUGGCCGGCGCCGCCGGAUCAGCAAACGGGACACCAUCGCCCUGCCCCGGGAUGCCAGAGUGGGCCGGGAGCGCCGGCGGGCCAGUGUCCUGGUCCGGGAGGAUGAGGAGGAGGUUGGGGAUGGCGUGCGGAGGAGCCCCUGGUUGAAGGUGCUGGGCUUGGGCUUCUCCCGCUUGGACAUCAGCCUCUGCGUCGCCCUCUACUUCCUCUCCUCCAUGUGCCUCCUGGGCAUGUACACCUUCUUCCGUCUGCGCACCCGCGCCCGGAAAGGCCGCCCUGGCUUCCCUGUGGCCUGAGAGCGGUUGUGGGGUGCCGGAGGCUGCCCCCCGGGAUGGGUGGGCUGCUGAGCCGGGACACCCCUGGGGCAAUGUUUUGCCCCCCGGUGGGGAGAGAUUGGGUGCAUCCCCUGGGAGCUGCCCUGCUCACCUCACCCAGGGUUGGGGGCAGAGGGCUCUUUUGGGGGGAAAUGUGCGUGCUGGAGCAUUCUUCUCUUGGGACACACCACCAUGUUUUCAGGAGCUAAGAUGCUGGCAGGGGUUUGCAUCUCAGCACCCAGCUGCCCUCAGGACCUCCCAGCACUGGGCUGCUUUCAAACUGGGAAGCCCAGUCCCAUGCUGGGGAGCAGCCCUUUGGGGUCAAACCACUACUGGGGCCAGGAGGGUGGGGGUUUAGCCCCCACAAAAACCAGGCACUACUGAGCAGCGGGUGGCAGUCAUGGGUUCAGCUGCAUUUUGUGUGUCCCCCUCUUCAAGACGUGGACUGGCCCCUCCCCACCUUUCCUUGCCCCCUCCCCACCUUUCCUUGCCCCCUCCCCACUUUGUUGCUUGCUCUCUGCUAGUCUUAAUGGAAUAAAUUAUUUUUGCUGAUGCCA